GGUUCUCCGCGGCUGCUGCGUACAUCCUCAUGCUCCUCGACCCUCCUCCCCCCCUCCCCGCUCUAUCCGACUUCGAAGACUCUUCUGGCUUCGGCCUCGAACAGGACGUCCCAAAGCCCUUGUCGAGCGACCCCCGACGCCCAACGAAGCCAUGGCUGCCGCGCGCGUGCUGGUGUUCUGCGCUGCCCUCCUCGCGGCCGCGCGCGGGGCACGCCUGGGCAACAAGACGGCCGCGGUGGUCGCUUCUGGCCACAAGAAGGCCGCGGUGGUAAGCUCUGCGGAGGUGCACCGCGUGCUCGACGUGUGCCACAGUGCCUGCGGCCAGGGCGUGGACGUGAGCUGCGUGCCCAGCUGCCAGGACGAGGUGCACGCCUGUGGGACGACUGCUGGUCAGGGUGCCCCCUGCGAGAAGAAGGCCGUCGCCAAGUUCGCCAACUUCCGCGCCGCGUGGGAGAAGGAGCACCCCCACUCCUUCAUGAAGGUCGCGACCUCGGCCCUGCGCCGAAAGGUGGAGACGGGGUGCGAGGACGCCUGCGGUCCGUUCGCGGAUUCACACUGCUUCACCGAGUGCGAGACGAUGAUGUUCCGAUGCAUGUGCAUGGAGGAGGAUAUCGCCGAGAAGAAGGUGGCGUGUGACAAGUGUGAGAGCGAGGUCUUGGCCAAGGCAAAGACCUUCGACGAGAGGCACCAUGAUACCAAGCUGUUCCCAUCCCGAAACCCCUUUCCCGUCGCAUGGAGCGCGCCGGGUGCGGGGAGUGGGGUGCAGGGCCGACCCGGGAACCGCGCGGAGCUCCUUGUGGUUAUGUCUCUUUUUUCCCGGAAAGGGCAUGGGCCCAGGGUUCUCUUUUAGUAGGUAAACCUGUCCCCCGGUGCCAACUUGAGGGAGGCCGGCGAAUUUUUUCCCUGAUA
Messenger RNA from Prorocentrum cordatum, 909 nucleotides. NCBI's taxonomy places the organism in Eukaryota, Dinophyceae, Prorocentrales, Prorocentraceae. The record is from the annotation of a GenBank genome assembly.